Labeo rohita (rohu) is the source of this 2091-nucleotide messenger RNA. RefSeq names its product basic leucine zipper and W2 domains 1a (gene bzw1a). Gene Ontology annotation, molecular function: protein binding. The transcript has 12 exons. Gene Ontology annotation, cellular component: membrane; cytoplasm. NCBI's taxonomy places the organism in Eukaryota, Metazoa, Chordata, Actinopteri, Cypriniformes, Cyprinidae. The record is from RefSeq and is a predicted model, not a curated record. Bases 116 to 1375 code for a protein of 419 amino acids.
GCAGCCUCUUGCCAUCCAGGAGGGUUUUGUGUGUCGGGUUCGGACCUGCCAUUGUCUUGCUUUGUUCUUGGGUUCAAAAAGCCGUUUUUUAUCUGCAUUCAUUUCGGUGUCUUUUAUGAAUAAUCAAAAGCAGCAAAAGCCAACGCUUACCGGCCAGCGUUUUAAAACUCGGAAAAGAGAUGAAAAGGAGAGAUUUGACCCUUCUCAGUUUCAAGAAAGUAUUGUUCAAGGCUUGAACCAAACUGGCACAGAUUUGGAAGCGGUUGCAAAGUUCCUCGAUGCCUCCGGCGCCAAGCUCGACUACCGCCGGUAUGCUGAGACACUCUUCGACAUCCUGGUGGCUGGAGGAAUGCUGGCCCCAGGAGGGACUCUAUCUGAUGACAUGACCCGUACUGAGUACUGCCUCUUCACGGCAAGUGAAGACCUGGAGACCAUGCAGGCUUAUGCUCAGGUUUUUAACAAGCUGAUCAGGCGUUACAAGUACCUGGAGAAAGGGUUUGAAGAGGAGAUUAAGAAGCUGCUGCUGUUUUUAAAAGGGUUCACCGAGUCAGAGAGGAAUAAAUUGGCCAUGCUUACCGGAAUCCUGCUGGCCAAUGGCAAUAUAUCAGCCUCCAUCCUGAGCAGCCUCUUUAAUGAGAACUUGGUCAAGGAAGGUGUGUCUGCUGCCUUCGCUGUGAAGCUGUUCAAAUCUUGGAUCAACGAAAAAGACAUCAACUCAGUUGCUGCUAGCCUGCGUAAAGUUGGCAUGGACAACAGGCUGAUGGAGUUGUUCCCUGCCAACAAGCGUAGCUGCGAACACUUCUCAAAAUAUUUCACCGACGCUGGGCUGAAGGAGCUCUCGGACUUCGCUCGCAACCAGCAGUCCAUCGGAGCACGCAAAGAGCUUCAGAAAGAACUGCAAGAGCAGAUGUCCCGCGGCGAGACCCUCAAAGACAUCAUUGCCUACGUUCGUGAAGAGAUGAAGAAAACAAGCAUCUCCGAGCAGACAAUGAUCGGCAUCGUGUGGACCAGUGUCAUGAGCUCCGUCGAGUGGAAUAAAAAGGAGGAGCUCGUCACAGAGCAAGCCAUCAAACACUUGAAGCAAUACAGCCCACUGCUGAAGGCCUUCACCUCCCAGGGCCUGUCUGAGCUCACCCUCCUGCUGAAGAUCCAGGAGUACUGCUACGACAAUAUCCACUUCAUGAAGGCCUUCCAGAAGAUCGUGGUGCUUCUUUACAAAGCUGAUGUUUUGAGUGAGGAGGUUAUUUUGAAGUGGUACACGGAAGGCCACAUGGCCAAAGGAAAGAGCGUCUUCCUCGAGCAGAUGAAGAAGUUCGUAGAAUGGCUGAAGAACGCUGAGGAGGAGUCAGAAUCUGAGGAAGAGGAGGGAGACUAAAACACCAUGUCAACAGAAUGUUUUGUUACAGAAGUGCUUGUCUUUCUAAUAUUAUUUUUUUUUAUUAUUUUUUUUUUUUUUUAUUUCUUUUGGCCUUUUUUUUUUUUUUUUUUUUUUUUUUUUUGAUUCUACCUCCUGUUUUUCAAACCAUAACAUUUAGAUGUCAUUUAAGGGCUUUAUAACAAAUGGUUAAUUUUAACAGAUUUUUCUAAUAUUAAGGUUUACACUUAAAAUAGCACAAAAGUUGUGGUCAACCUUUGUAAUUAUUUACUCACUCAAGGAACUUUUAAGUGUUGACACAGUUUGGACAUCUUAAAUUAUUGUUAUAAUGAUUCCUUUAUGAAUUGACAUUCCAUUAAAUUAGAUCAGGCUGCCUUGUUUGCUUUUAAGACGCCCUUUUCUAUAUGGUAUUGAUGCCUUCAUGCCCUGUCAUGAUCAGUGUCCAGAAAGGGAAACGAAAAAAAAAAAUACGGUCACCUUGUCUCAUCGUGAUGUUAUUGCCAAAGGGUUAAGUCCUUCUCCCAUAACAUCCAUCAGCGUUCUGUUCCCUGCCUACGAAACUGUACAGCGCUGAAAACAAUUUGCUGAUCACCCUGUAAAGACCCUUAAAUGACUCCCAACCUCUUCUAUGAUGUAUCUCCAUCUUAUUUGUCACCGAUUUCUUUAAUCUGAAUAACUAAUUGACUUUUUUUAAGAAAUAAAGACCUAGAACUAUA